Messenger RNA from Camponotus floridanus (Florida carpenter ant), 898 nucleotides. It is a transcript of the gene Jwa, whose product is annotated as PRA1 family protein 3. The record is from RefSeq and is a predicted model, not a curated record. Gene Ontology annotation, cellular component: membrane. Bases 169 to 759 code for a protein of 196 amino acids. Lineage: Eukaryota; Metazoa; Arthropoda; Insecta; Hymenoptera; Formicidae. The transcript has 4 exons.
GACCAAUGUUAGAUAAACGUAGAAGUUGUCAAUCUUGCAUGACAUUUGUGUCAGACUCGUCAUCGUCCAAAAAUACCGGCAGGAUAAUUGCGAAGAAGGCCGGUGAGACCUGUUAAAGCGAUUGCGUGUCAUUGAAGACGAGUAUCUCAAUAUUGUCAUUCUGUCGCGAUGGACAAGACGAAGCUGAUCAGUAACGACCUGGAGUUACCACCGUUGCGUAGCUUGGACGACUUCCUGUUGGAGUCUGCUCGUUUCCAACUACCAAAUCUCAAAGACUUGGAGAAAUGGGGCAACCGGGUGGUUAACAACCUUCUGUAUUAUCAGACUAAUUAUUUAUUCAUGUCUGUCAUAAUCUUCCUCAUUGUUGGAUUACUUCAUCCUGUUAAAAUGCUAGUCGGUAUGCUAGCAAUGAUGGCAAUUUUGGGUACAUUUGCCUAUGUAACUAUGGAAGGAAGUGUAAUACAUCAUUUCAAAAAGCAAUAUCCAGUAGUUGGAGUGUUGUUUAUAAUAUUUGCUGGAUGUUUCAUAACAUAUACUCUUGGGUCUCUCUUAGUUUUCUUGCUGGGUAUUUUAUUACCUUUCUGUGUGACAUUUGUGCAUGCCUCACUGAGAUUAAGAAAUAUCAAAAACAAGAUUGUCAACAAAAUUGAAGGCAUUGGCUUGAAACGCACACCAAUGGGUGUGUUUCUGGGACAUCUCGACGAUGUGACUGGUAUGACCUUACGCGCGCAGACAUCAUUCAUGCAACCGCCUAAUUAAUAUCCUGCUUAUGCAUCAGGUUGUAUAUUAAAUUGACAAAAUUAAUAUCAAUAAUCAUUGAUACUUGUAACUGCUGCUACUCUAAUCGAAUCAUAUGGUUUUAUCAUAUUAUUAUCAUGAUGAAAUGAAUCUUGUAUUA